CACUGUGGAACCCGUUAUCAUGUGACUGUAGUUUUACACUCGUGUUGUUGAACGACUGUUUUGUUCCCCUUCUGAACAAAUGUCAAGACUGAAUCUGCUUCUUUGGCUCCAAAACUUCCACUUGCAGCGAGUGUUUAAUAAUGUUUUUGAGGAUGUUGUUUUCCUCUUUAAGACCGGUCCGUUCCAGUUCCCUCCCACUGACAACAAGCUGCCAACAAGCCACUCCUUCAGAGAAACUGUCAGUUUGAGAAAAUGGCUCACGACCAGGAACUGUUCGACUGCUCGAUCUGUUUAUACUUACUGGAGGAUCCCGUCACCACCGCCUGUGGACACAGUUUCUGUAUGAAAUGCAUCAAUAGUUUCUGGGACACAAGAAAUAACAGAAGAGGAACUUACAGCUGCCCUCAGUGCAGGCAGACCUUCAGCACCAGGCCCGUCCUGAAGAGGAGCACGGUUCUGUCCCACCUGCUGGAGGAACACAAGAGGACGACUGACCAACACGCUGCUUCUGAUGGUGACAACUUUGCUGCUCCUGAAGAUGUGCCGUGUGACGCCUGCACGGAGAGGAAACAAAAAGCUUCCAUGUUCUGUCUGGUGUGCUUGGCCUCCUUCUGUGAGACUCAUCUGCAGCCUCAUUUUGAGGUGCCGCCUCUUAAAAAGCACGACCUGAUUCAAGCCUCUGCGAGGGUCAAAGAGAGCAUCUGUGACCGUCACCACAAACUUCUGGAGAUCUUCUGCCGCACUGACCAGCAGUUCUUGUGCCUGAUGUGUGCGGUGGAUGAACACAAAGGCCACGACACUGUGGCCGUCUCCGCAGCAAAGUGUGAGAUGCAGAGACAACUGGAAAAGACUGAACGGGACAUUGCUGACAGGGUGCUGGUGUCAGAGAGGAACAUAGCAGAGCUGAAGGAUGCAGCAGACUCUAUAAGAGACGCUGCCUGGCAGGCGUGCGAUGACUUUGAGCGACAGAGCCUGGAGUACAUCUCCGUAUACACCCGCUUCGUCAAGAGGAAAUGCUCUGAGAUGAGAGAGAAAGUGGGAGAAGCCGAGAAAGCUGGAGUGGACCGGACCACGAGUCGCCUCAGGAAGCUGCAGCGUGAAGUGUUUGAGCUGAGGAGGAGACAGAAUAAAGUGCAGCAGCUUUCACAGACGGAUAAUCCCGUCCAGUUUCUCCUGGGUUUCCAGGCCCUGGGCGACAUCCCCGCGUUCACAGACUCACAUGAAACCUUUGACCUGACAGAGUUUGUCGCUGCACAAAAAGAUGAAAUGAAAAACAUGUGCGACAAAGAAAGGAACGAAUUAUUGUUUAAUUCUGGUGAAAUUAUGUUGAAAAAACCCAGACUGCACGAGGAAAUACCGUCAAGGAUGAAGCUUUUGCGCAGAUACACCCAGGUGAAGGUGGAUCCCUGCACAGUAGCUGCAUGUCUUUGCCUGUCUGAAACAAAGACGGAGAUAUCGUGGAGUGGCAGCGUCCAGGCUCAACCUGAUCACGCUGACAGAUUCACCCACUUCUACCAGGCUCUGGGCGAAAAGGGCCUCGAGGGGGACGCCUACUGGGAGGUGGAGUGGGACGGUGGCAUCGUCGAGGUGGCCGCGUCGUACAAAAGCAUAAAAAGAAAAGGCUCAGGGAAGGAAUGCUGCUUUGGCCACAAUGAUCAGUCCUGGAAAUUAAUCUGCUCUCCGUCUGGCUGCACGUUUUGGCACAAUAAUCUCCACAAAGGUCAAAUAGCUCCGGUUCGCUCUCGCAGAGUUGGCGUGAGGCUCGAUUACGACGCAGGAACGCUGGGUUUCUACAGCGUUACUCCCCCCGACAGGCUGACGCUGCUGCACCAAGUCCAGACCGCCUUCACCGAGCCUCUCUAUCCCGGGUUUGCAGUUCAUUUAGGUGCAACACUGAGAGUAUGUAAGCUCUGAGCCUGUUCACAGUCAUCAGCAUUGUCUUCAGGAUCGGCUGCACAUUUAAAAUAGUCAUAGAAGAGAAACGAAUAAUAUGAAUCUUGAUGAGGACCAAAGAAACAGACGACUGUAUAUUAUAUUCUGCCUUUUUUCUUUUUUUUAAAUAAUAAACUUCAAAAAGCAGAAGACAAAUGUUUAACACCAUUAUUCAUUGGUAGAGCUAAUUUCUUUUGUUAAUCAACAGAUCCCUUUUUAAUGUGCUUUUGGUGUAAGAGAUGGGGGCCAGAAUCCACACCGCUGUGAAACAAAUGUUUUAAUAUAUAAUAUGAGAAUUUAAUCAUGUGAGUUAAAUAUAAAUAGACAUCUUCUAAAUGUGCAGUAUUUUUGAUAUAACAUUAUUUCUUCUAGGAAUUAAAUUUCUCUAAAAGCUUUAGAGGGAGAUAGAAACCUGCUGGAAAAGGCUUUGUUGGAUUUAAUGCUCUGUGAUUGGAACUGUUGCUGUGAUUUUUCAGUAUUUUUAAUGAUUAAAAACCAAAACACGCUAACGAGCAGAAUGAUUGCUUUAGUUUAAUCGACACAAAUUAAAGGCUGUGCUCUGCUAAUCACACAUUCUUUAGCUGGUUUGAUAUAAAGUGUUUUGCAAAUGUCAAUUUUACCCAAACAACUAUUUUUUAUUUUUUUUACGGUAGCAAAGAUUGUGGAAGGUGUACAACUACAUUAAAAUUCAAUUCAAUCAAAUAAAAAAACAAUAAAAAAAA
This is a messenger RNA of Stegastes partitus (bicolor damselfish), 2654 nucleotides long. RefSeq names its product tripartite motif-containing protein 16-like. The transcript is spliced from 6 exons. Gene Ontology annotation, molecular function: protein binding; zinc ion binding. Bases 253 to 1914 code for a protein of 553 amino acids. Lineage: Eukaryota; Metazoa; Chordata; Actinopteri; Pomacentridae. The record is from RefSeq and is a predicted model, not a curated record.